Messenger RNA from Musca vetustissima, 515 nucleotides. RefSeq lists its product as uncharacterized. The transcript has 2 exons. The annotation marks the transcript as partial. The record is from RefSeq and is a predicted model, not a curated record. Lineage: Eukaryota; Metazoa; Arthropoda; Insecta; Diptera; Muscidae.
CCAAUUAUAAUCCCGACGAAGAUGAAGAAUAUCUUGCCUCCAAAAAGAAUGGCAGUGUCUUGGGACGCAUACAACCUGCGGACAACAACAAUGUGACCAGAGUACCCUCAAUUAUUAUUGAUCAGCCACUGCGACGAGGGCAUUCAUCGGGACUAUUCAGUAAUGCCAAAAUUCACGAAGAAGAUUAUCGCCGAGAAACACAAACAAAUGUACCAAUGCUGGGACCGGAGAUACUUGCGGUCUUUGCCAAUUCGCAGAUAUUCCAGGAUCAUCAACCGACCAAAUUGAAUCGUAUCAGUACGAAACCAAAUUUGGCUGGAAUACACUCACCCAAACGGGAUAUGCCAACCACACCCAAGGAAUCUGAUCAGGAUCGUCUGCUGCGACGUUUGGAAGGUAAUAAUGAAUCUACACCGUUUUUGCCCCGAAGCAAUUGUACAAGUAAUGGUGGCAGUGGCCAGAAUACACCUGGCAAUGCCACACCACAUUUAAAGGUUAAAUUCUAUUUGAGCUGA